This is a messenger RNA of Gadus chalcogrammus (walleye pollock), 3662 nucleotides long. It is a transcript of the gene cfap251, whose product is annotated as cilia and flagella associated protein 251. Gene Ontology annotation, molecular function: protein binding. The record is from RefSeq and is a predicted model, not a curated record. NCBI's taxonomy places the organism in Eukaryota, Metazoa, Chordata, Actinopteri, Gadiformes, Gadidae. The transcript is spliced from 20 exons. The coding region runs from base 270 to 3170 and encodes 966 amino acids. Gene Ontology annotation, cellular component: sperm flagellum.
GCAACGACAACGAGACAUUCAAUUAAAAAGAAAAACUGAACAAAAUAGGCUCCUCCCAUUCAUCGGGUCUCGUUGCUAGGCAACGUGUCGCUAUAGAACCUCCUUCGUGUCCGCAACGUACGGGGAAUUGCAUACGUUUGAUAUAAAAAGAAACCACGAAUUGAAAGUAAUGGAAAAGCAGGAUUGCUGAUAAGUCAAAAAUAAGGUAACGUUAGAAGGCCUACUCUGAAUGUCUAUAGUUGGAUAUUCUUGGAGAAGUAGUAAGGACGAUGUCCUACAGGGGACCUAAAGAGCACGGCCCCUUAGCGUCUGAAGGGCGAGACUACAACGAUGGAGGGCGAGAUUAUGAUGAGGGCCUGAGGAGUAGGGAGGAAGAGGAGCCUGUUGAUGAACCAGAGAAGGAUAAAGCAAAGACCUCCAAAGUCUACGCGGCAGCUGAUACUCUUUUAGCGACGGAGGAAUCUUCAAUGGGAACACAUGCCCUGAGCCCCGAUUGGUCCUUUGGGAUCAAUUAUACUCUUCCUGUCUUCAAUUUGCAAGACCGAGAUCAGCUCGUGAUUCUGUACGCUGGUGCGCAUGUUGGCGUAAUUUACAACCACACCUCCACCUCCCAGCACCUCCUUCAGGGUCACGGGGGUCCUAUCUCAUGUCUGUGUAUGAGUGAAGACAGGCGAUGGCUUGGGACAGCCGAUAAUGGGCGGGAACCCCUGCUUAUUAUUUGGGACUCCUACACCGGGAUUCCCGUCCACACUCUGUUCAACGGUCCCACUGAAGGGAGCGUCAUAGCUCUGGCCUUCUCUAAAGACGCCAAAUACCUGGCGACCCUCGGGGGGGGAGAACAGCAGUGCGUACAUAUCUGGGAUUGGACAAAUGAACAAGAUACACCUUUGUGGGUUGCUAAUCUCUAUUCUGAACUUGGUUUUCAAAGUUACAUCAUUUUCAAUCCUGGUGAUAGCACUGAGUUGCUCAGCAACAGCGAUAGCCAAGUGCUGUUUUACAAAGCCACUGAAGGAAACCUGGAAUACAUUGCGCCUUAUCUCAAUGACAAGAGUUUCAACCAAUCUGUUGGCUCUCUGGGUCAGUCUCUGUUCCACUGGCGGGGCCAGCAGGCCCUCACCGCCACGUCCGCAGGGAACCUGGUACUGUGGGAUGAGGGGGAAGAGGCAGCAGGACGGAAUGCCAUCAAACUCCUGCCCCUUCAGAGAGAAGCCAUCACCGUGCUCACCUCCACGGACAGAUGGAUUGUGACAGGCGAUGUCCUAGGCCAUAUCAAAUUUUAUGAUGAGAACUUCCGGCUCAUGAGCUGGUACAGUGAAUUCAGCCUGGAUGCCAUAGCCUCCAUCUCCUUCUCUAAAGACGCCGCCCCUGAACCCAGCCAGGACUAUCCAGAGAGCUGCAUUCUGGCAGACCAGCCUUUUGUCAGCAGGAGCUUUGUUGUGUCCACAGUGAGGGCCACUGUAGUUCACGUGAAGACCCCAGGCGGGGGACCCCAGACCCUGCUGAGAGAGCACUGUGCGCCCCUGCAUGCGGUGGCCUGUCAUCCCAGACGGCCCAUCCUGGCCAUGGGGAGUCACAAUGGCAUUUUGAAAGUGUGCGACUACAACACCAAACUCACCCUCGCCAGCAGAGUGUAUGAAUCAGAAAGGAUUCAAUGUUUGAUCUUUGACCCCCAAGGGUUCUAUGUGGCUGUGGGCUUUGCCAGUGGAGCGGUCCAUAUACUGGAUGCCUCUUCUUUACACAGCGAUGCAGAGGACUGCUUUCAUUUCAGUGACAAUAGCAUCACUCACAUCACCUUCUCCCUGGACUCCAUGUAUCUUGCCACUGCUGACACUGGGAAAGCGGUUACAGUAUUCCACCUGCAUAGCUCUCCUGGCUCAACAACACAGCAAUGGCAACUGGUUGGACGACACAUCUCCCACUACAAGCCCAUCAGAGAGCUGCUGUUUGGGGUACACCUCGACAGCACCCGGCCUCGGCUGCUGUCUUUGGCCAUGGACCGCAGACUGGUGGAGUACGACCUGGACAGCAGUAUGGAGCAGCAGCUGUUGGUGCUGAGUGCAGAGCGCGUGGAGCAGAGUGCGGUGCCGCAGUGUAUGACUUGGUACCCCCCACUCAGCACUGAGCGUUUCCUCCUCACCGCCUCGGACCAGCACAAGAUGAAGCUCCUAAACAGCACCACCAACAUGUGCAGAAAGACUCUUCUGGGGCCAACUUAUGAAUCUCCGGUCCAGAAGAUGGUUGUUCUGCCGGGGUCCAGUUACACCUACUACCUGGCCUUCAUUACAAAGGACAAGGUUGGGCUCCAGAUUCUCCCCCUGGAUGGAAACCCCUACAGCAGCCUGGCGGUGGUCUGCCACCCAGGGGGGGUCUCCCAGCUGGUCUGUUCCUUCGACGGCCGCUUCGUCUUCACCUCAGGGGGGGCAGACGGCACCGUUCUCCGCUGGCGUAUCAACCCACAUGCGUUACAGGCCACUGCCGCCCUCGGAGGCUCCCACCUGGACCCUUUCUACGCCCUGUUGGAGGGAGGAAGAGGAGGGACCCUCUGCCGGGAAAUGGAAGACCUUUUCUAUUACUGCCAGCUCCGUCACCAAGGCAUUGACUCCAUGGCACCGCGGCAGGUGUCCACUAGUAUACCGCUAACUGAGGUUCCGUUCCUGAUGAGAGCUCUGGGCUUCUUCCCUUCUGAGCAAGAGCUUGAAGACAUGCAGAAUGAAGUCAAGUUCAGUAAAUACGCCGAAACGGGUAAGUAUGUAAAGGAGGUGGACUUGGCAGAGUUUCUCAGGCUGUACAUCAACCACCGGCCCGCCUUCGGCAUCUCCAGGAAGGAGUUGGCAGAAAGCUUCAGGGUCCUGGGUUUCUGGGACGGGUCGGGACAGAUGGCCAUCCCUAGAGAUCAACUUCUGGAACUUCUUCAGGCCAGAGGUGAACACAUGCGGGAGGAUGAGGUGGUGGAGUGUCUAACUGUCCUAUCAGGAGAACACAUGAGAGAGGAGGUGGAGGGGGAGGGGAUACUUCCAGCUACGGGGGCCUCUGAGAAGCAUGCCGCUAAUGAAGAAUACUCAUUGGACUGUGUCAUACCAGAGUCGAUAUCUGCAGAGACAUUCACGGGUCAUAUUCUGGGCUUCCCUUCAUGUAUGAAGACAAGGGACAAGUCAUGUCCUUCAGAGUAAAAGCACACCAAUCAGCUUACUGUCAGCUCAUUAAUGUUAGUAUGUGUCUUUACUUUCUAUUAAAUAUAUAAAUACAUUUAAAAUUAGAAGUUAGUCGGAUUUGCUGGUGCUUAUUAAUAGCCCACAUAUGUAUUGCUUAACUGCAUUACUAGCCUAUACUUUAUUAGGCUAGUAUUUUAUUAGUAGUUUAUUAACGCAUAGAAAAUCAAACAACAUAAGUUAAGCAUACAAAAGAAUACUGUACACAGGAACUUUGCAUCAUGAUAACAUGUUAUAUGCUGUCAAACUGCAAGAAUAAGUUUAGGAUCAACAUGAAAGAACUUUUUUUUGUCCUCGACUUUAGUCUGAAUAAAUACAUACAAAACGUCGGUUAAGUGGUCCUUCAUGAAGUAUUUACAUUUUCCACACUUAUUUCUGCAGGCUGUUCAUCAUCAUUCCCCGCCAACUCCUGCACAAAUAGGUCACGUUUUUUUCUUUCUACAACAGACAUGU